CGCUCCGUUGCAUGACUGUCACGUGCGACAGUGAAAUAAAUACAUAGGGAAGUUGAACAACGCUGGACAGAAACACGUCGUUUCUGUUUUGACUAUGAUCUCAGUUUGUAUAUAUUUCGUCGUUGUGCAGAUAGCCUUAGGUGCUCAAAAGAAUGGCGUGGAUAAAAUCCAGACGUUUGUUAUCCCGCACAGUCAUAUGGAUGUCGGCUGGGUGUACACAAUACAGGAGAGCAUGCACGCGUAUGCCACAAACGUUUACAGCAGUGUGACAGAGGAGCUAACCAAGGCGAAGCACCGUAAGUUUAUCGCCGUGGAGCAGGAGUUCUUUCGUCUUUGGUGGGACUCUGUGGCCACGGACAAGCAGAAGAAGCAGGUGCAACAGCUCGUCAAAGAGGGGCGUCUGGAGUUCAUCAUAGGAGGUCAGGUGAUGCACGACGAGGCCGUGACGGAUCUGGACGAUGAGAUACUGCAGCUGACCGAGGGCCACGGGUUUCUGUACGAGACAUUCGGGGUCCGGCCUCAGUUCUCAUGGCACGUGGAUCCGUUCGGAGCCUCCGCCACCACCCCCGUCCUCUUCGCCAUGGCGGGGUUCCACGCUCACCUCAUCUCUCGCAUCGAUUACGACCUCAAGGACGAGAUGCAGAAGAGCCAGGGGCUGCAGUUUGUGUGGAGAGGGUCACCCUCAUUAGGGGAGCAACAGGAGAUCUUCACCCACGUCAUGGACCAGUUCAGCUACUGCACUCCGUCUCACCUGCCCUUCUCCGACAGGUCUGGGUUCUAUUGGAAUGGUGUGGCACUGUUUCCUGAUCCCCCCAAAGAUGGCGUUUACCCCAACAUGAGCCUUCCUGUCACCGAGAAAAACCUGCACCUGUACGCGCAGACCAUGGCAAAGAACAUCCAGCAGAGGGCAGCAUGGUUCCAAACCAAACAUGUGCUCUGGCCCUGGGGCUGCGACAAGCAGUUCUACAACUCUUCAGUGCAGUUCCAGAACAUGGAUCCGUUGCUGAACUACAUUAACCAGCACAGCGAGGAGUUUGGCGUAACGGUGCAGUACGCCACCCUCAGCGAAUACUUCCAGGCCGUCCACCAAUCAAAUGUCACCUGGGAGGUGAGGGGAAGCCAAGACUUCCUUCCUUACUCCACUGAACCUUUUCAGGCCUGGACAGGGUUCUAUGCCUCCCGGAAUGUUCUAAAGGGCGUGGCUCGUCGGGCUAGCUCAAAGCUCCAUGCUGCGGAGUCUCUCUUCACGCGGUACCGCGCCAGUCUCCCCGACGGUCCGGUCCCCAAGGAAUGGGCGCUGGAGAAGCUGAGGGCCCUUCGCUGGGCUGUCUCUGAGGUUCAACAUCACGAUGCCAUCACAGGCACAGAGUCACCGAAGGUGGCCGACAUGUACCUGCAGCACCUCACCCAAGGCAUGAUGGGAGUGGAGGAACUCCUGGCCGCGCUGUUCCUGCUGCCACAGGCCCUUGAUCCCUCUGGCGCCCUCUACGGACAGCACAGGAGAAGGGCAGCAGGUUCUUCUCCGGACCCAGAGCAGCACAUCAUUGUUUACAACCCCCUGGCGUGGAACAUCACCACCUUCGUCAACGUCACGGUAACGUUCCCCAUGGCAACUGUGUACGAUGAAGACGGACAGCCCGUUCCAGCGCAGAUCCAGAGGGCGCCAGAGUCCAGCACCGCAUACGACCUGUUCAUCAUGGUGAGCCUGGGCGGGCUUCAGCACAGGCAGUAUGUGAUCAAAUUCACAGAUUCGCCGUCCGAGAGGACCACGUACUCGGCCACGGUGGUGCCGUUCCAGCGACAGAAGGUGAACCCAUCCAAAAGGACCGGCCGGAGACUUCUCCCCGUGCUGAAUGAAUGCUACAGGCUCAUGUUCGACCAAGACACAAACAUGCUGCAUAGCAUUAAAGACAUGAAAACCAAGCGCACUGUGAGGGUGACGCAGGAUUUCGGUGAAUAUAUCGUCAACGGGGACGUCCACACGGGGCCCAUCUCCGACAACUACAUCUUCAGCGCCAACGGGUCGGCCACGCCCGCAUACAAAUCCGUCGGGAUGGAGAUUGUGCCGGGAACGAUGGUGACGGAGAUCCGACAGUACUUUUACAGAGAGCACAGCGAUGAGGACUACGCGUACGCCAUGUACACCAGAGUGCCGGAGGGGUUUAAGGGCCGGUUGGCGUGUCACCGCAUCGAGCAGAGCUACAGGGUGGGGCCCCUGGGGGUGAACCGAGAGGCCGUCCUGAGGACCAGCACCGGCCUGUGCAACGACAGGACCGUCUUCACCGACAACAACGGCUACCAGAUGCUCAAGAGGCCGCACAGAGCCUUCGCUAACAAUUCGGUGGCUAGGAACUACUACCCCAUGGUGCGGGCGGCAUACAUGGAGGACGGCUCGACCAGGCUGGGCUUCUUCAGCGAGCGGCCUCACGGGGUAUCGAGCCAGGAGCAGGGUCAGCUGGAGGUGAUGCUCCACCGACGCCUGUGGAACAACCAGGAGUGGAACCUGGGGUACAACCUGACCCUCAACGACUCCUCGGUGGUGCGUCCUGUGCUGUGGAUGGUCCUGGGGUCCCGGGCCGCAUCUGCGCCGCUGUACCAGAGGGAGGCGCUGCUGCUCCAGCACCGGCCUGUGGUAAUGCCCAUCGACACACCCCAAAAGGCCUGGACAGCGCAGGAGCCCCGAAACAGAGACCCGGUCAUCCCUGUGGUCCUUCCCCCGAACCUCCACCUCCUCACGCUAAGUGUCCCGGGCUGGGGGUACAGCACCAAUCACACCCAGAAUCUGUGGGACAUCUCAAGAGGUAAGGAGAAGAAAGCAGAACCAGACUUUAAUCGGGUUCUGCUCAGGGUCAUGCACCUGUUUGAGGUUGGAGAAGACCCGGUACUGUCCAAACCCACCACCAUCAACCUGCAGGAAGUCCUUCGAGGAUUGGGCGAGCUGAGUUCAGUGGAGGAGCGCUCUCUCACGGGCACUUGGGAUAUCUCAGAGCUCAAGAGGUGGAAGUGGAAGACCAUGAGGGGCACCAAAGGGGCGGCGGCUUGCUCUCGAUGUGGAGUAACCGAUGACUUCAGCGUAACAGUGUCGCCAAAGGAAAUCAGAACCUUCUUCAUCCGCUUCAAAUAAUCGCCUGAUCGCUGAAUUCGUCUUCUGUGAAGAUGAUAAAAAUCGUAGCGUGUUCCUUUAAACUGCUGCUUGGGGAGUGAGACUUCUUGAACUCUGCUGGGGGAGGAAUUAAAAUGGGCGGUCAAAACUCUGACUUGUGGGAGAAAAAUGGCCACACAUAAAAAUCCUACGAAUGGUUCAAGUAAGAGGAAUAUUGUUGGCGGGUGUUAGCUCCACCCAGUUUGGAGUUCCCGACAGCUCAUUGAUCAUUCAUUGCCAAGUAAAAAUCCUGACCGCUUCAGUGUAAUUGUUAUUUUUGAUCUUAUGCAAACCUUGCCUUUUGUAAAUGUCUCCUUCAAAUAAAGAUGUUACCAUGCA
This is a messenger RNA of Anguilla anguilla (European eel), 3481 nucleotides long. RefSeq names its product mannosidase, alpha, class 2B, member 2 (gene man2b2). NCBI's taxonomy places the organism in Eukaryota, Metazoa, Chordata, Actinopteri, Anguilliformes, Anguillidae. Gene Ontology annotation, molecular function: carbohydrate binding; alpha-mannosidase activity. Gene Ontology annotation, biological process: mannose metabolic process. The record is from RefSeq and is a predicted model, not a curated record. The transcript has 19 exons. Gene Ontology annotation, cellular component: lysosome. The coding region runs from base 95 to 3124 and encodes 1009 amino acids.